GUGCAACGACCGAUAGCUCCGCGUUCGUUUUGGAUUCGACGGAUUCCUUAUGAUAGUUUUCGUAUUGAGGGAUUGCGAUGUCUGAGGUUUUAUUGAAUGACUCGGCUGUUAAGCAGGAGUAUUUUGAAGACGAAGAGAGUCUUCUGAAAAGUGAUGUAUUUGAUUCUGUACCUGAAACACUAUCAGGUGAAUUGACUGAGAUCGGCUUCGACAACGGAUGUCCUGGUGUUGUUGGUCGUGAUCCUUACGGCGACCUAUUUUUAAUGGAUCCUAAUGACCUUCUCGGUGUAAGGGAAGAAGUUAUUGGAAAUGACACAAGUAACAGCCCGGAAAGUGUACCUGUAUGUGAUUCCACUAUAGCUACGGCGGAUGAAUCUAACGACUCUUCUAAUGAACGUGUCAAUUUAAAGCGGAAAAAGACGAAAAAUCGACACAUUAACUUAACUAAGCAGGAACCAGACAAUCGUGAGCCUUCGGAUCCGGACGAUGGGGCGCAAAAUAUAAAGUACUCACGUUCUAAACUUCCAUACACCCAUCAAUCAAUAAAAGUUGACCCUGAAACUGACUUGGGAAAUCUGCCGUAUGUCGUAUAUGGCAACGCAGUUGAAGGUUUUAAUGGGAAAAGCUUUUUGUUUAAUCGCCGGUACUCUUCAUCUGCUGGUCACAAACAAAUUCAUAUCUUGCAUGGACAACCACGUUAUCGGCGCCAUUUCCCUUUGGGUGCCAGUGGAACAAUUGGAACUCGAUUGCUUCCUCAAACUUAUCGUUUCGGUGGUUCACAGUCAUUCCAAGGACAUUCUCGUGUAACUUUCAAGCGUUUACCACAAUCGAUUAUCCGACCUAGUAUGGAUGAAUCUGAGACAUUGUUUGUCGCAAGUCCUCGAUUUAAUGUUGCCAAUGUCAUUAAAAAUGAUACGUUUACACCUAGUGGAUCAGUUUUGACAGUUCUCAGUCCAAAUGCAAAACAUCAAACAGUGGCAUGUCAGAACAACCAACUACCCACUAUAGCCCCUGCUCCAGGAUGUUUGGAAUCCUCUGGAUCUAAUGACAUUAAUCCACCUGUUGUGUACGGAUCCUCGAACUCUAGCAAUAUGCUUCGUACGGUGCCGUGCCCACAUAAAGGUUGUGGAAAGCUUUUUCGUGACAAUUCUGCUAUGCGCAAGCAUUUGCAUACACACGGUCCACGGGUACAUGUUUGUGCUGAGUGCGGAAAAGCAUUUGUUGAAUCUAGCAAAUUAAAAAGACAUCAACUAGUUCAUACUGGUGAAAAGCCUUUCCAAUGCAACUUUGAGGGUUGUGGCAAGCGUUUUUCAUUGGAUUUCAAUUUACGUACACAUGUACGUAUACAUACUGGUGAUCGUCCUUACAUAUGCCCCUUUGAGAACUGUCAUAAACGCUUUGCUCAAUCAACAAAUUUAAAGUCUCAUAUUAUGACACAUGCCAAGGUCAGAUACCGAGGUCCUCGUAGCUCUUCAACAACUUCACAAACGCCCGGCUACUUCUCUGAACUUGAUGAACUGCCAAUUUCUCAGCAGGCUUCGGUUGCCGAUAAUGUUAAUGAUUCGAAUAAACCCUAUCCUACUCCAGAUAAUGACGGAGAAAAUAAUGUACAAGUUAAAAGUACAUCUCCUUUUAUGGUAACCUCAUCUAAUUCUUCCAACUCAAAACCAACUUAUAUAAAGGCUCCUCGAGGUUAUACUCGUCCAACCUCUGCAUCACGAUAUACUGCUCAUGAAUUGCCCCCACCUCCAUAUACGAUUGAUGAAACACCCUUAUCUGUAUCCACAGGCUCCAAAUGUGAAUUGCGAAAUGACCCGUACAUUAUAGUACCAAAAUAUACAUCCGGCAGGCGAAAACAUUCCAAAUCAUUUGUCAAUCCUAAUGAAGAUGAUAUUGAUGACGAUAAUGACGAAGGUGAAGUAGAAGAGGAAGAUUGUUUUAUAAAACAAGAAUUCGAUCGUAGUUUCAUAUUAUCGGAUCCAGGUAUGGGUUCCGCAUUGUUCGUUGAUCCUGCACAAGAAGAUCGUGAAAUGAUAUGGCGUACUAAUGAAUAUCCCACUUUAGAUCGUCUACAUUUAUCCAAUUCAUUCGGAAACUCAAACCACCAACCUAUCAUUAUGUGCACGCGAGAUCAACGUCGCAGGAUAAUUCAACAAAGUAAUAUUAUGCCGGAUUACAUUUUGUGUCGUCAACAAACAAUACCUAUCUUAAGAUUACCUACUCCUGCACGUACAGUGGUAUCUUUAGGACGACCACAGCAGCAGUCCUGACAUGUUUUCCAUACUAGUACCAAUUUUCAGCCAGUCUUACUGUUCUCGUUCCAAGAUCUCGUCUUUUCCUCUGUCUUGCUAAAUACAAUGAGUUCAAAGUAGGGAUUUAACAUUACUACUUUUGCAACCACACAAUUAAGCCUUAAACUCAUGUCUUGUUAACUAUAGCAGUUUUCGUGCGCUUACAGCGCAUCUUGUACAUUCACUGUUUCCACAACCUAUUGAGUUGUCUCAGUUUAUUUUGUCAAAUUAGUUUCAUUGUUCCUGAACUGUCCCUUUAGCAUAAAAUUGUACAAAACGAAAUCGACUUAUCUGGUCCUUUUUACAGAAAUCUAAAUGCUUGACACUAAUAUACUGUUUAUUGCCGAUUAUUCUUUCCAAACACUUCAUUGAAUUUACUGGUUAUUUCCUGCGCCUACAUGUUUUGAAUCUUUUAAUGUUUUCCCAGUGAGGUAAAUCGUGUAGUGCCCGAGGGAACUCUUUUUUAGUCUUCUAUGUAUACAGUUGUUUUUCAUGUACAGACUUUCGGAUAAUCUGUGAUUUUUUUGAUGAUGUAUGGUUGUGGGGUCGAUUCAUAUUUUCGACUCCUUGCAGUAAUAUUUAUUGUACCACAUAAUAUUUCAUUCCUAAACAAUAAGAAUAAUCAAACUAUUUUAUGACUCGUACUAAACAAAUUAUCACUUUGUUGUUUCCUCUGAACAUACGUCGUCACAGUAUGUUCGCGCUUUGGGAAAAUACUUUGUCUUUACUCAUCAUUUUUUAACUGAAUAUUUUGCAGUUAUUUUAACAUGACUCUGUACAGUGAAAGUUCGUACUGCAUAUCUUUAUACCCGUCUUACUUGAUCACUUAUUACAAUAUUUCGUAUUUAGCUCUGUGAUGAUCCAAAAGUUGAAACAACCUUAAUCAUUUAAACCCUGUGUAUUGUCACGUAGUGCUAUGAAGUAGUCAUUCUUCAUUGAGUUUUUUUAGGCAACUGCCGGUGGAAUCAAACUGAUGAAUAUAGUCUUAUGUUGAACCAAAUGAGUUCAUUUUCACCUCAGAAAGAACCUAACAUAAAUCCAAAUGAUAUUGGCGCCGCUUGGUUAUUUGCGGCUCACUCUGAGGUUUUAAGUCUCUAGGAAAUUAGGUUCCUGGCAAAUCUAGUCUCAUUGAUUCCAAACUACGGUGUUUUUUAAGAAGACCACUGGCUGGAUAUAAUCAUCAUAUGAUUAUGUGGAUUGCACAAAAGCAACUGUUAAGAGAUACGAAUAUAUUGUCACUUUCAUAGAACGUAAAGGAUCUACAACUCGAGAUUUCUCUCUUCAGCACAGAAAAUCGUAAAUAUGCAUGUUAGGCACGGGUAAAUACGCAACUCUUGUUGAAAUUGAUGCUAGUGCAGACGUAACCUGUGUAUAAGUGUUUUUUUGUGAGAAUGCUGUUGACUAGUUAAACUCCUGAGAUGGUGGAAAAGACUGGCGGUACGUAGUGAUGCCUUCUAAUGCUCUUUAUUUUCGGAGUCGGAAGAUUUCUAGAAAUCAGUAAAUAUCCUAACGCAGACCCAAUCCAAACCAAUUAAAUUAUGAAGAGCUAUACAAUCAAUAAUCAAACCAUAGGGAAGGACCAUCUGGAAAAUGCAGACUGUGCUGUCAAGUAUGUCAACGGCACGAGCCGUUAGUCCCCUCGUGAAAAGAUUGUAAUAAGUCACUUCUCAUAAAGCUUGUUUUGACAUUGUCCAGAAAUAAUGAAAACUGCACAACAGAACUACAACUUGGAGAAUGAAUAUCUUUCCUAUGACAAGUCAAUACUAUUAAGGGAGAAUGCAAACAGGUUUGGAUCUCAAGAAUCGAGCUAAUGGAUAAAAUGUUGGAAGUGUUAUAACUGUGGGCACUGACUUUCAACUGAGUGGAUGCUAUUGAUCCCGAAAAGACCAUGUCUACACUUGUGCUGACCACGCAGCUUGGUGCUAUGGAAGAAAAGUGUGACGUCCAAAAUGUUUUUGUAUAAUGCAUUCGUAAUUUCCAUAGAUUUUUAAUGGGUCCAUUUACUCAGUUUUCUGCGCCAAGUAAAAGGCAGUUCUAAUGCCAAGUGACAAUUAUUUAUAACUAGAGGCACGAUAUAUGUGCCAGUAUUAAAGAUUUUAAACGCAACUUAAAGCCUUCAGGUAUUUCACGAUGGCACCAAACUGUUGAGUCGAAUGUUUUCAAUUUUAUAACAGACUUAUAAAAUCUGUUGGUUACAUAAAGUGAGCUUGUGUAUAGUACCUCAGUUUUCUUAUAAUACCAUUCAAAAAAAGAAAGAUGUUUUGG
Molecule: messenger RNA, 4556 nt
Organism: Schistosoma bovis
Lineage: Eukaryota; Metazoa; Platyhelminthes; Trematoda; Strigeidida; Schistosomatidae
Source: the annotation of a GenBank genome assembly